GCUUCUGACAAGAAGACUUCUCAAUCUAUUGUAUUGGUUGUAAUACUUUAGGAUCAAUUGACAUUGGCUCAAAAUCGAAUGAAUUUAUGUCAAAUACACAUUUUAUGCAUACAUUGUUGUUUUCGGUACUGUUGAUCAAUAUUCAAUCGUUGUUAUUUAUAUCAACAAUCAAUUUGUAUUGAAUCCUAAAAUAGUUAUUAGAGUACACUAAAAAGUUGUUUUCUGUGAUUUCGCUAUGGGUUCUGAUGAAUCUGACGAUGAGCCGCUGUCGGUACUGGCAGCAGCAAAGAAAAUAAAUCCAGAAGACUUCCCGGUGGAUAUCGAAAUUACCGAAAUAAAAUCCAAGAAGAAAAAAAUAUUACCGCUUAAGAAGUAUGGUGUUACAAUAAAACUACAUCGUAAAAAUUCUACGUCGAAUGCUUUAGUAUCUCAGGCUCUUAUAAAACGUCCGACCGACGUCUGGCUGUAUCUAAAGGAUUUCAAUACGACAGGCCCUUACAGUUGUUUGCUAUGUCCAGAUUGGUUCAUAAACAGACCCAAAAUUAUAAUUCACUAUGUAUUAAAUCACAAAAAAGAUUUUUGUGGGAUAUGCAGAUACUUUGUUCCUGAUAGAGAUGCUUGGAUAGCGCAUGAAAAAUUUCACACACCAUGGCCAUGCUCACAAUGUGUGGAGUCUUUCCCUGUGGAAGACAUGCUAAGGAAUCAUUUAAAAACCACACAUAAUCUGGUACACUGCCGUCUAUGCCACUUUAGGGUACCAGCUGAUGAUAACUAUACAACACAUUUGUAUCAAAAGCACAAUGUUACAAAUAUUACAUGUAUCUUUGGAGAUUUGUGGCAAUUGGACUCAAAAUACAAGUUUUUCUGUCUCCUAUGUUCUAAGUCGGACAAUCCCGUUUCUACAUUCUUCAGUCAUUACAUGGGGUACCAUCAUUUUACGUUGAAAUGCUUUGCUAACAUGGUUUCUGGCAAGGAUCCUCCGUUUAUUGUUAAGGGUGUUGAUGUAAGUCCGCAGUUCAUCAAUGACGAACUGAGAAGUCAAAUGAGAUGUGGGUAUGUUGGAAUGCAGAAACCAUAUUCAAUCCAAGAUUGUCCCAUUGACCAAAAUGAACCAAAUAUUGAUUUAAGUGUUAUGAUACCGGAAGUAAAACAAGAAAUUAAUUCUGAAGAUGAACACAUUAAAUGUCAUAAUGAAAAUAAAACUGAGGAAACAAAGGAAUGUCAAAUGCAAGAUUAUGAAAGAAAUGAUGAUGCAAAAGAUGAUGAGGGAAAAGAGGAUGAUAUGAAGACUGAAAAUGGUGAUGUCUGUGAUGGUAAUAAGAAUGACAGCAACAACAUCAGUGAAGAAAUUAUAGAUUAUCAAGGUGAAGAGGACUUUGAUAUGACACUUCUAGAAUUAGUUAUCUUGGAAAAGUGCUAUUUCAAUUACAUAGAUGGAAUGUUAAAAGAUAUAGAAAUAAAAACAGUACCAGAAAACUCGGAUGUUGAUUAUAACACUAAAUCUGAGGCCAGAGAAUUGGAUUGUACGAUAUGUAAAAUGAAAUUAGAUGAUCCAAAUUCAUUAGCAGCCCACGUAUCUAAAAUGCAUUGUAUGAAAAUUGUAUCCCUAUACUCAUGUAGAGUGUGUGCUACGACUUUUGAAACUUUCAGUGAACUUAGAAAUCAUGUAAACGAAGAGUUGGGUCAGUUUGAAGAUCUUUGGAUAUGUCAGUUUUGCGAUAAGGAGUUUGAUAAUAGAGAAUCUACAAGGAAGCAUCUCUCUUUACACUGGGAAGAAUUAGAAUAUGAGAACUGUUUUAGCCCUCAUCUGGGUUUUAAAUGUAAAUAUUGUCCUACUUUAUUCUGGAAUGAACCAGACAGAGAAUUGCAUCAGAUAAAAGUACACUUGGAAAAAUAUAAGGAUGAAUUUUACAAAUGUGAAGAUUGUUCUAAAACAUUUGGUGAUAAGGUAUGGUUCACACACCACUACAUGCAGGAACAUAUCAACGAAAGAACACAGAUGAACAUAUAUUUAUUGAAAUGCUGUGUUUGUUGCAUCUUAUUACCGUCUCUUGAAGAAAUUCGUACCCAUUUUGAUGAGAACCAUCCAGAAGCAAGGAAGCUGUAUUGCUGUUUAGAUCCUUGUGUGUACAGGCCUUUGAGUCAGAAGAAAUCUCUGAAGGUGCAUGUUAAGACAGUCCACGCGCCGCGCUCGUCGAAGCCGAAGCCGGUCAGUUGUCACGUGUGCGGACGCGACUUUGCGACCGCGCGCUCGUGCAGCACGCACGUGACGCAGGCGCACGGCGCUGUCGGCAAGUUCAAGUGCAAACUGUGCCGGGAGGUGCUGCAGACCAUGGACGAGAGAAAACUUCACUACCUUCUCCGUCAUCCGGGACGGCAUCCGUUUGAAUGCUCGGAGUGCGGGAAGUCAUUUCAAUACAAAUCGUCACUUUACAUGCAUAAACAAGAUCACCUGCCCAACAGACAGAGCUUUACGUGUGACUAUUGUGGAAAAGUGUUCGCGAAGAAAGAUUCGUACCGCGAGCACGUGCAAAUCCACGAAGGGCCGCGCCACGCGUGCUCGUACUGCCCGAUGCGGUUCGUGCAGCGCUCCAACAUGCUGCGGCACGAGCGGCGCCACACCGGCGAGCGGCCCUACACCUGCCCGCACUGCGAGCGCACCUUCGCCGACAAGGGCGCGUGCACGUCGCACACCAGGACCCAUUCUAAGGAUACAUCGUACGCAUGCCUAUACUGUGGACAGACUUUUGUGCAGAAGUCCAAACUUACUUACCACAUAAGAAGACAUACAGGGGAAAAUCUGGAAACCUGUACCAUAUGCAGUAAACUGUUCACGAGCGCGUGUUCGCUGCGGGAACACAUGAAAACGCAUGUAGCCAAAGCUGAGAAUGUAAAAUGCCCGCUCUGUGAUAAAAAAUACCAAGACGAGCGAUACAUGCUGCGUCACCUGCGCACGUCGCACACAAACACACAAUUCACUUGCCCCAUUUGUCAGAAGACGGUCACCAGCAGUUCUGGACUGCGGCAUCAUGUCAUGACUCAUAGCACUUUGAAUAUAUUCAGAUGCAAAUGCUGUCCAAAAUCGUACGCAGUCAAGAGAACCAUUAUAAAGCAUCUACGCAAACGCCACGGGCUCAGCGGGACAGCAAUCAACACAAAAGACUAUUAUUCGAGAUUGGAACCGAGGGAAUGCAAUUUGAACCUAGAUGAGCAAACCAUGACAAGCAUUUUCGGACCGCCUAAGAAGAAAGUCACCGAUUUACUUAUUGGAGACUUUGUGACUUUAGCAAAGAAACUGAAAUUGGACAAGAAGGAUGAAAAUAAUGAGAGUACAGAAGAAUCGGAUAAUAAUGAUGAAAAUUCUGAUGAAGAAACACAAGAUAAUUCGACGGAACAAUCUGAAUCUCAUAGUAAUAUGGAUGAGCAUCCGAAGUUCACAGAAGUCGUUUGUAAACAGGAAGUUAUAAAUAACGAAUACGAACUGGAGCCAACUGAUUUUGUUAGUGUUAAAAUUGAACCUAUGGAAGACGAGGAAAAUAAUGUUCUAUAAACCAUGUUCAUUUUUCUAAAAACUAAUUGUAAUACAAAAGUAUUUUAUAAAUUCAUAGGAUGUGCAAUAUUCAUACAUAACUUAUGUAGAUAAAAUUAUAUGAUUUAUUUUGUAAAUUAACAUAAACGUAUUAGCUAUGUUAUUUACUUGUAUUAUUCACGUAUUGUGUAUGUAUAUAUAAUAUAAACUAUAUCUAUGCCUCGUUAAAACAUUGUUAAGGGA
Zerene cesonia (dogface butterfly) is the source of this 3772-nucleotide messenger RNA. RefSeq names its product zinc finger protein Xfin-like. The transcript has 10 exons. The coding region runs from base 236 to 3550 and encodes 1104 amino acids. Lineage: Eukaryota; Metazoa; Arthropoda; Insecta; Lepidoptera; Pieridae. The record is from RefSeq and is a predicted model, not a curated record.